AUGUCCACGACAUCCUCGAUGACGGAGAAAAAGUCGCAGGCCACUGUCGAGCCGGCGGAUAGAGACUCGACCAAAGAUGUCGAGAAGCUGGACGGCGCGAAGCCUCCCUCGGAGGAGGAUGAGGCAGAGGCGAACUUCCAGCCGAAAUCCAUGAAAUUCUGGGCGACAAUGGUCUCCAUCUUCAUGGCCCUGUUCCUCGUGGCCCUGGACCGGACAAUUAUUGGGACUGCCAUUCCCCGGAUCACCGUUGAGUUCCAGAGUCUGGGUGAUAUUGGGUGGUAUGGCUCGGCUUAUCAGCUGACGACCUCGGCGUGCCAACUGAUGUUUGGAAGAAUCUACAAAUUCUACGAUAUCAAGAAGACCUUCUUUUUCUGCAUUGCAAUUUUUGAGAUCGGAUCUGCCGUGUGUGGCGCUGCGCCAAACUCGAUCGCUUUCAUACUCGGCCGCGCCAUAGCCGGGCUUGGGUCCGCCGGUAUCUUCUCGGGGGUGAUGAUGAUAAUGGUGCCGCUCAUACCGUUGAGGAAAAGGCCAAUGUUCCAAGGCUUCUUUGGUGCCAUCUUCGGCAUCGCCUCUGUAAUGGGCCCCUUGAUUGGCGGUGGUUUCACGGACAGUACUGUCUCAUGGAGGUGGUGCUUCUAUGUCAAUUUGCCGAUCGGAGCGGUAGCCGUUGCCUGCCUCAUCUUUACGCUAAAGUUACCAAAGACGAAUCACGAAACCGUAUCGAUUUGGAAACAAUUCGUUCGACUCGAUCCUCUCGGCACAUUCUUUUUUGUGCCAAGUGUCGUCAGUCUUUUGCUUGCGCUGCAAUGGGGUGGGUCGACCUACGCCUGGAACAGCUCCCGUAUCAUCGCUCUACUGGUUGUUUUUGCUGUUUUGUGGCUCGCUUUCUGCGCUGUUCAGGUACUGAAGCCGGAGACGGCGACCGUGCCUCCCCGAAUCAUCACGCAAAGGACUGUCUUGGCGGCAUCGAUCUUCAUGUUCUGCGUUGCUGGCAGUAUGAUGAUGAUCGUAUUCUACCUGCCAUUAUGGUUCCAGGUAGUGCAAGGAGUGAGUGCUGUGAAGUCAGGCAUAUACACUAUACCCAUUGUCCUGAGUAUGGUGGUUGCAAGUAUAAUGUCUGGUGGAGUCACUCAGAAAAUCGGAUAUUACGUGCCAGCCAUGAUCAUCUCCCCCAGUCUCCUCGCCGUCGGGGAGGGUCUCAUGAGUACCUUCAGUCCAGGAGAGAGCUCAUCUCGAUGGAUCGGCUACCAGUUCCUUGCUGGGUUCGGCCUGGGCAUCGGCAUGCAAUCAAGUGGGCUGGCGGUGCAAGCUGUCCUCGGCCGGCCUGAUGUGCCAACCGGCGUGUCCAUAAUCUUUUUCAUGCAGCAGCUGGGAGGGGCCAUCUUCACGUCCGUGGGGCAGAACCUGCUGAGCACAUACCUGGUCGACGAGCUAUCGGGGGUCAUACCCGGCGGUGACGCAGCGGGCAUCGUCGGCAGCGGCGCCACGGAUAUCGUGUCAAAGGUCCCCGAGAACCUGCGCGACACGAUUCUUCAGAUCUACAACCAUGCAAUCACUCGCAUCUUCCUCUGCGGCAUGGGCGUCGCCCUCGUCGCUGCCGUUGCGGCGCUGUUUGUCGAGUGGAAGAACAUCAAGAAGACGGGGCCGCGACGGGCACCUACACCUGCCGGCUCCGACAAAACCGCAACAGAAUCGACGACGUCUGAAGAAGCUCCCAAGCCGGCUGACCAGACCGCUUCGCCGUCAUCGGCCAGACAAUCAACGGAGAAAACAAAGUCGGUGCCAGCUACUGACAUAGCUAAAGGGAAGGAAGCGGAAGCUACACAUUGA
Messenger RNA from Neoarthrinium moseri, 1830 nucleotides. RefSeq lists its product as uncharacterized. The transcript has 6 exons. The record is from RefSeq and is a predicted model, not a curated record. NCBI's taxonomy places the organism in Eukaryota, Fungi, Ascomycota, Sordariomycetes, Amphisphaeriales, Apiosporaceae. Gene Ontology annotation, biological process: transmembrane transport. Gene Ontology annotation, molecular function: transmembrane transporter activity. The coding region runs from base 1 to 1830 and encodes 609 amino acids.